Molecule: messenger RNA, 7339 nt
Organism: Sycon ciliatum
Lineage: Eukaryota; Metazoa; Porifera; Calcarea; Leucosolenida; Sycettidae
Exons: 38
Coding region: 526-6921 (2131 amino acids)
Molecular function (GO): calcium ion binding
Source: RefSeq, a predicted model, not a curated record
AGGGCAAUUCUGUCCUCGGCGUUGGCUCGCUCGCUUGGUCACGCUAUCGAAGCCCGGAGGCUACAGAGCUGUCGCAAGACAGUCUCAAUUACCUGGGAGAAUCACCGAACGUUUGAAUGACUUGUGAACAACAUCAGAUGAACAUGCCCGUCAAGGCACUAUUGUUCUCCGGUCGGCGCUUAUCCUUUCGCCAGCAGGAAGGACAAUAAUAUGUAUGGAUACAAAUCCCAGGUUAGGUAAGCGGCUAUUUGAAUAAGAAAACGAGGUAGAUACCAUUCUGGACAUGACAAAGAGGAUCGAGUCCCCUGCAGUUGCUAUUCAGAAAUAGAAAAGAGGAGAGAGGAGCUCUGGUGUUUUUCCCAACUAAUUGAAGAACGUAUGUGGAAGAAACGCUCCGCACUUUCAGCCUCCAGUUCUUUUUGUGCAGUAAAUUAGUUCCCCAAAGUUCCUCUAAACUAUCUAGGUUACGGAAAAGUGAGGCCACUUGUCCUACUGCCAAGCCUUGUGUGGAGCAGGCACGUGCAAAUGAUGUGGGCGAUUGUCCUUGUGCUACUGGCCACUGUCGUCACCGUCCGCAGUCAAAAUGAGCUGACAGCAAUUGUUGAACCCGGCUAUGAAGUACUUGAAGAGGAUGACUUUGCCCAUUUUGAAUGCACAAUUACACCGUCCAGCACACGUGUCAUCAGGAUUCACUGGUCCCGGCAGGAUGGCCAGCGGCUUGCCAUCAAUCGCCACUUCUACUUUGAUGCCAGCCGUAAGGACUUGAUCAUCGACCCGCUGCGCUUGUCCGACGGUGGAGUGUACGUGUGCACUGCCCGUACCGAGAAUGGUGUUGUGGCUGGUGCAGCUGAAUUAGUUGUAGAACCGUAUCGUGCUGUGACAGCAUGUUCAUCCAACCCUUGCCUGAACCAGGGGUAUUGCCGGCUAACAACCACUGGGUACAUAUGCGAAUGCACCCGGAACUUCGAGGGAUUCAACUGCGAGAGCCGUCGUUUGAACGGAAUUCAGCGCACGCCAUGCUUGUCAGCACCUUGCCAGAACGAUGGAGAAUGCAAUGUUGUUGGUUCCAAUACCUUCGUCUGUGUGUGUGCGGCGGGAUUCUCUGGGCCAUUCUGCUCCCAGGAGAUUGGUGCGUGUACCUCGAACCCAUGCCUGAACAAUGCCCAGUGUGUCAACCAUCCCAGCGGUUAUACUUGCCAGUGUCCUAUAGGAUAUCUAGGAAUCAACUGUGAACAAGUGGAUGACAACUGCUACUCCAACCCAUGUCUACAUGGCGGUGUGUGCCACAAUGCACCGCUUAGGUUUGACUGCGAGUGCCGAGGUGGAUGGGAAGGAGAGCUCUGUGAUGAAGAUACCAAUGAUUGUUUUCCCAACCCAUGCCAGAAUGGUGGAAAUUGUACCGACAUGCUCGGGGCUUAUUCAUGCUCAUGUGCUAGUGGCUUUGUGGGUCCAAGAUGUCAAGAUGAUAUUGAUGAAUGUAUGUCGUCACCAUGUCAAAACAAUGGCCGCUGCGUCAAUGCCGACGGUAGCUUCAUGUGCCAAUGCAGGCGAGGGCACACUGGUGAUUUUUGUGAAGAAGAUAUCAAUGAAUGUGCUAGCAGCCCAUGUCGCAACGGUGGACAAUGUAUCGACCGCUUGGGUGGCUAUAACUGUCGAUGUAGACCGGGCCUGUUGGGAAGAAACUGUGAACAGGGUACCCUGGCCAGUAACCCAUGUGCCGCACGGCCGUGCCAAAACAAUGGUGUUUGCUCACUGACGCUCACUGGUUAUGAGUGCGAUUGUGUUCCUGGCUCAACAGGUGAUAACUGUGAACAAAGAGACCAAGAACCCGAUGUACCAACAACUGAAGCUGCAACAACGACAGCCACCAUGCAAGAAGAUGUGACUACAACCAUGAUGGCAACCGAUCCACCUACCACAGUUCCAGUUAAUGACCCAUGCCAACCUAACCCAUGCAACAAUGGACUGUGCGCGCGGGACAUUGAACAGCCUGAUGACUUUGUCUGUCAUUGUUAUCAAGGGUUCUUUGGUAACACGUGUAGCGAGAUUAUUCUCCUUCGGCCUUUGAGUGUCCAAGAUGAAGACGUCUAUCAGGUUACGCUCUUCGUGUUCAACACUGAGUCCGCAGGCGGAUGGCUGGACAGGGGUUCUUAUCCUAACUCUACAGUCGAUGACUUUCCAGUGAGACUUAGUGCUCUGGCCAGUGGAUACUAUGUGGUACGUGUUGACCGUACCGACAAAGGCACUGUAACAGACACGCUAGCACUAUCAGUGCAUGGAGAGUCCGAUAUAUCCAUACCAACAUGGGCUGGAGAAGGCAUUUUGAAUCCCACCGAAAGCAGCUCUGGUCUUGUCAACGUGCAGAUGCGUCUUCCCCUGUACGAAACCGAGCCAGGAGAUGCCUGGAUGGUGGAACAUCGUACGGGAUCAGCAGAUUGGCAAGGCACCAUAUACUCUGCCUUGCAGCUGAUUGUCACCCUCAACGAUAUCCAACAUGGUCUAACAGCAGUGCGCGUGCGUGUGAGACAGUCGGACAGAUACAGCCCGUAUUCUCCAGAAGUCUUUCUGACUCUGAAAGAUUACUGUGAGGCUUCACCAUGUGGAAGCCACGGUACAUGCUCACAAACACUCUCCUCUUUCCAAUGUGAAUGUCACCCUGGAUACACUGGGUCUACAUGUACAGAUGAUAUCGAUGAAUGCGGCUCUCAGCCAUGUCGCCAUGGUGGCGUAUGUAGGGAUGAAGUGAACGCGUUCACUUGCCAAUGUGCAGAUGGCUACGCGGGAACCACCUGUGCAAUUGAGGUUGAUGAGUGUCUACCGCAGCCAUGUGAGAACAACGCACGGUGCAUUGAUGCAGUGAACGGGUUCACCUGUGAGUGCCAGCCUGGUUAUCGUGGAGAUAUGUGUGAACAAGAUAUUGAUGAGUGUGCAAGCAACCCAUGUCAAAACGGUGGUAGCUGUAAUGAUGGACAUAACAUGUACACAUGUACCUGCCCGGGUGGGUACAUUGGACAACAUUGCCAAGACGAGACUGAUGAGUGCGCUAGCAAUCCAUGUCAGCAUGAUUCAACUUGUUUUGACGCUCAUCUCAACUUCACCUGUGCUUGCAGUGAAGGAUACACUGGCCGGCUGUGUGAUACUGAAGUGUGCUCGGUAGAAUCGCCGUGCAUCAAUGGAGUGUGCAUGUAUGAAGUCGGCUAUGGAAUUCGGUGCCUUUGUGAUCAGGGAUAUGGCGGCAGUAUAUGUGCACUAGAAAUUGACAACUGUGCUUCCAACCCGUGCGCUAACGAUGCAACUUGUACCAGCAGUCUGGGCAGCUAUUCCUGCUCUUGUCCUGAAGGAUAUACUGGACAGCGCUGUGACAGAGCUGUCGAUCAUUGCUCCAGUCAGCCAUGUCAGAACAACGGUGUGUGUAGAACCUCCCUGGGCGGUUACACUUGUGAAUGUCCGGGUGGUUUCGAGGGAGAUCACUGCCAAACAGCUUCCUCGCAGCCCUGUGAUAGUGAACCCUGCCAGAAUGGGGGAACUUGUCGCAAUGUACGUCGAGGAUAUCGGUGCUACUGUCAGCAGGGAUUUGAAGGAGCGGAUUGUGAAAGAACUGUUCAAGCUGGUCCUUGUGCAUCGGCACCUUGUCGGAAUGGAGGCUCAUGCUAUGCCAGAGGAAGACGCUAUCGUUGCUUCUGCCGCCCAGGCUUCAGAGGCAGAUACUGUGAAAGAGAAAACUGCAAAGUUCCCGGUGAAGUGUUCAGCAGUUGCUCAUCAGCAUGUCCAGCUACCUGCGACACGCCACGACCAUCAUGUCAGGAGCCAUGCGUCCCAUCUUGUGCCUGUGACGUGGGACUGGUCUAUGGGAACUUAACCAAGCUGGCCUGUAUGCGAGCAUCGCAAUGCCCAUAUCCCAGUAUUGAACCCAAGUCAUCUAUUCGGAAGCCUGGAACAGGAACAUUUUUGCAAUGCUCCGCCACCGUGCCGCUGGCCGACAUAACUGGUUUCCGCUGGACUCGUGCCAACGGCAGUGCAUUGCCGGCUGGUCGACAUCACUACUUCACUCGCAAAAGUGUCUUGUAUAUCACCGAUCAUGAACGUGAUGAUACUGGCGACUAUGUGUGCGAAGUCUUCACUGGGCUCAUGUCGCAGAAGGCAACAUCUCACAUUGAAGUCACUGAUGUCAAGGCCAGUAUAUCACCUCACAACAUGCGGGCUGAUCGCGGAAGUUCCGUUUCUCUUGAGUGCAUUGUAUCACCGGAAGAGGCUGUCGUUAGAAGAAUCACUUGGAGGAGGUCGGACGGACGACCCUUCUCCAGCGGCAGGACAAAACUAUCUGACGACAGGCGCGUGUUGUCGAUUGAUUCCCUACGCCGCAGUGACAGUGCCGAGUACAGGUGCCUGGUUGUGACAAAUCUUGGGGUCACCGAAGGUGCUACCUCCUUUGUUGUAGGAGAAAAGGGUUGCAUUGCGGACGGCCGACUACUGGGUGACGGAGAAUCACGCUAUAUUCAGUCUACAGAGACAAUCCGUAAUGCCAGAGCUGCUGCUGACAUCAUCUUCUUGGUUGACGAGUCACGAUCCAUGGAAGCCGAACAUGCCUGGUUGGCCAAUGUCAGCAUUGCGUUGGAUAACUCGCUCAUCGGCAAUGGAAUUGGCGGUGAUGUCCCCAAUCAGUUUGGACUGAUUGGAUUUGCCAAAGAUGACCCGAAAGAUGUCCUUGGCAGACCUAUUCCCAUGCCUGAUGGUGGAUGGAUGGGAACUGCAGCUGAGUUCAACCAAGUACGCAGGCAGCUAGCGUUGAAUGGCCGAUCUGAGGAUAUGUACUCUGCUAUUGAGCUAGCUUUGGACUUUUACCCGCUCAGACCUGGAAUGGCCUGUCAGAUUGUUGGUGUAACUGAUGAAGGUAGAACGCCACUUGUGCAGGCUGAUGGUAGCGCACCGCUCACUUGGCAGUUUAUCCAUGAUCGACUGAAGGCCAGGGGCUGCUUUCUGAAUGUGAUCGUCAAUGAGCAGAUGAAGUCAUUCGAGGACACUGGUAUCGUGGAUGCCCUGGGUGUUACUGGUGAUAACACUAGCACUGUGGAAAUUCCCGGAGGUGAUUUCCGUAUAGCCCGUGGAACUGGUGGACCGGUAGCUAGCAGUGGCCAUGGUACAACUCACGAAGCUUAUACUCGACUUGCUUUCAGUACUGGUGGAGCAGCGUGGGAUCUGAAUCGGCUCAGAGUCGGUGGUGACACGGCACGUUCCUUUACAAAGGGCUUUGUCUGGCUUAAAGAGAGGGAGAUCAGCGAGCAGCUGUGUACGUCGUGUACAUGCCAAGGAGGAGCAGAAGCAGUUUGCAGUCCAGGAUGCAUUAUUGAGAAGCCACAAGUAAUUAUCACAUCAACAAGUGCUGGCUACGGUAACACGCUUAGUGCAGUCAACCAAGGCGGACUGGCUGAGUUCAUUUGUGAGGCAGACGGUGAGCCGCUGCCGGAAUUCUCUUGGACCCUAGAAGGCGGUGGGGACUUACCUGGUGAUGUGAGAAUGUACGGAAGUGCUGGACGUAGUGUGCUUCAGGUUCCUAACGUUCAAGAUCGUGUUUGUGUGGAAUGUGUAGCGUCAAAUGCCGAUGGAUUUCUCUCUAAAGUCCAAUGUGUGGAGAGCCUAGCAACGUGUACGCUGCAAGACCGGACUGUGGAGGUUCUACAUGGCGACUCUGUCAGGAACUAUUCCACCCAUCGGGGUGAUGACGUGGUGCGCUUGCCUUCCUCGGCCAUUGUUGUUCUGGUGGUGGACGAGUCGGGGUCAAUGGUGGGAGAACAUCUGUGGCUCAACACCACUGUCCAGGCAUUGGAAAGUAACCUUCUGGCCAAGGGAGUAGGAGUCGUGAAUCCCAACCGGUACGCACUUGUGGGUUUCGCCAGCCCUGCAGACGUCACUGGACGCAUUAUUUCUCUCGCUGAUCAAGGACACUGUGGAACGGCCGAGGAGAUGAGUGGUGCACUCAACCAGCUUCAAGUUGACGGAACGUUAGAAGAUGGCUAUGCUGCCAUGAGUCUGGCUCUGAACACCAUCAGCUGCUUGCAGGAGGCUCGUCCGAAAGAAGUUGCAUGCCAAGUAAUUCUGGCCACAGAUGAAGGAAGAGACCAGCUUGAACCUGAAAUACAGUAUGAUGACAUGCUGGAGUCGCUGAGCCGAAAAGACUGCAUUCUCAAUGUUGUCAUCUGGGAGAGAUUUAGAGGAAGGGAACUGGCUACCCCGUCAGAUCCACAUCCACGCUGGCAAGUUGCGCUAGGAAUUGACCGUAAGAACAGGGCCGUUGUUGCAGAUGGGGACAACUUUGCCUUUCUCCCGGAAGGCAAUGCCUGGACGAUAACUGGUCGAGAAAACACACAUCGGACAUAUGUGCAGCUUGCUACUCAAACCGGCGGUGGAGCGUGGGAUCUUGAGAAGCUGCGUACGGAGCAAUACAGGCAGGCCUUCACCAAUGGCUUCAUCACUGCAAAGGUUGAAGAGAUUCAGCAGCAGAUUUACGGCCGUUGCGAAGAGUGUACGUGCGACUCUGGACUGCUGCGUUGUAGUGUUGUUGAGGGUGUCAGCACAAGGCAGAGAUGUAUCAGUCCACCGGCAAACCGUCAACUUGGAGUUGUAAUACUGCCAGUCACGGAGAGCCUGUCUGAGGGAGGAAGUUACGCCAAAUUCCAGUGUUCAGCUGUGUUGCAGAACAGUGAUGAAGACAAUGUUACACCUAUCACUGUCACCUGGGUGUCACAUCCGAUCCAAGCUGUAGUUGACUUGGCCAGCAGUGAGCUGCAGUUCAGUAACCUGACAUCUAAUGAUCAGGGCACGUACACGUGUCAAGCACGCAAUGCUGAAGGCUACGGGGAGGCCAGUGUGGACCUAAUCAUUGCUCCUCAAGACUCAGCACCCCAGGCUGGUACCACUGUAUGAUCUGACAAGACAUGGAACUCAUGUACCUCAAGUCAUUCUGGCAAUACAUUGCAAAUUCCAGAGUCCGGGAUACUCUAGAAUAUUCGUCAUAAUAACCCUUAGCAUUCUCAUUAGAUCUGAGUUGAGAUAUUAGUAGGAAUAUCAACACUAUAAUAGUGCUCUGCCAAACAUAUUAUGUUAGCCGAUGCAUAGGCUGUGUCCAUCUGAUGGUAUCAAAAUUAUCUAGCAAGCCAGCACUUGCCUGCUGUUGUCUGUAAAGCAAGAAAAUUGUGCUGCUUGGCACUAGUUUGAUACCUGGAUAGCUAGUGGCUUCAUCGUUUUGUGUACGUAUGAGUACACAUGCACAUGUACCAGUUCCAGCGUAACAUUGGCGCUGCCACUGUUGUCUCCUGAAUUAUUGACUGUAUCGAUAACAAUG